AUAGAAACUAACAUAAGGAAAACACAAAAAAAAUAAAAAUAAUAAUUUGAAUUAUUGUGUUAUAGGUGAAAGGAGAACAAAUCAAAUGUUUCAAUUCUAUUUGGGCGUACUAAUCGGGCUUCACUAAUUGGGCUUACUGUGUGGUCUAUAUCAUAAUUGGAUCAAUUUUAUAACCCACUUAGCAGCCAGCCGGCCUUUGUUUAGCGGUUAAGCACAACUGAAACGACGUCGUACAAAGUUUAUGUUCCCGCUCAGAAAUUGUUCCACUUUCACGCGUCACCGGCGACAAUGACGUCAUCGCCGGAAUCGGAUAACAUAGCGGAGAAGCCAUGGGCAGACAACGUUUCAGAAACAGUGACGUCGAUGUACAAUUUUGUCGCCAAGAAAGGGGAGCCUCAAGGCCGCGAGGUCACCGUUUUAGCCGCCUCUCUCCUCUCCAAUCUUCCUCAAGGAUUACAAGUGGUGGCGUUGGGCACGGGGAGAUCGCGGUGGAGUUGAGGCGGCGAUGUCAUGAACGAUUCGCAUGCUGAAUUAAUCGCCAGGCGAUCUCUUCUAGCAGGUCGUUGAUGGAAAAUGAGUGUGGAAAUGGCCAUCAUGUGUUAGUGUCACAUUUCCAGGUAAUCCAUUCUUCUUGAUUGUUUUCUAUAGCAUGAGUUUGCAUGUGUUUUGAGGUGAAGAAAUUGUGGGCUUAGUCACAUGUUUAAUUCGCAGUAUCACGCUUUUUCACUUCCACAUAAUUGCAUUUUCAUGCUGUCCAUGCUACCAAGAAAUGUAUGAUCCUUCACGAUAAACACCUAGUUAUAAAUCCUACUUUGCUCAAUUUAGUGGUGCCUUUCGAGUUUUCCCAAUUUAUAAAAUAGUGUUUUUUGAAUCAAUUGAUAGGCUACUAUUUGUUUAAUAGCAGUAAAAAUCUAUAGUACUAAAUGUUACUAUGAUUAUUAAGGUCGCGCCCAUAACAUAGAUAUCACAUCUAACAAAUAACCGAUUUUUCCUUCGGCGGCCUAUCUACAAGGCAUGAUUUUAGGAGAGUCAAUUGACGUCCACCAGCAACCAAUGAAUUACCCUCUAAAGGGAAGAUAAAUUUACUUCUCAUUACUAUUCCAUUUUCAUUUUUCAACCCAUACAUAAUUCUACAAAUCAGUCUUGUUUUCUGUACAAUGACCGCAAAGAAUUAUUCACAUUCCUUCCUCUGUUUUAGAAUUUAGAGCAGAAACCUCUUUCAAAUUCUCUCUCUCUCUCUUUCCUCACACACACACUAUUGUAGAAUAUUGAGUGAUGAGUUUUGAUUAAGCACUAAUCAUUGAGGGAAAACAUGAAAGGGCAUGAAGAGAAGUUGAUGAAUAUAUUUUGGCUAAGGCCUGCUUUCAAGAGAUAUUCUCUGAGGUCGCCCUCGUGCGCAUCCUUUAACAAGGCACUCUGUUCAUCAUAUUCACUUCUCCCAUUCUUCGUCUUCUUCAUCCUCAUUGUUGCUGUUCUCGUCUUCACCGGCCAGGUCGACCUCGGAAACUAUGUAAGUUAUUCUUACCUAAGGAGCUCGCGCGAAAAUAGCAUCGAUGGACUGGACUGCGCGGCGUGGAACUAUACCAAGUCCUGCCCGAGAUACUACCCGGUCAGACGCCAACCGUCUGCAAAUCCGCCUCCGACCUGCCCGGACUAUUUCCGAUGGAUCCACGAGGACCUCCGCCACUGGAGACAGACCGGAGUCACGAAAGAGAUGGUGGAGAAAGCGCGGGAGACGGCACAUUUCCGCCUCACCAUCCUCGACGGGAAAGUCUACGUGGAGAAUUUCCGGCAGUCCAUUCAGACGCGGGCUCUGUUCACGGUGUGGGGGAUCGCGCAGCUCGCCCAGACCUAUCCGGGGAGAUUGCCGGACCUGGAGCUAAUGUUCGACUGCGAUGAUCGCCCCGUAGUGGAGGCCGAGCGCUUCGGGCUGCCGGAGUCUGCCCCGCCCCCGUUGUUCCGCUACUGUUCGGAUUGGCGCAGCUUGGAUAUCGUCUUCCCUGACUGGUCGUUCUGGGGAUGGGCGGAGACGAACAUAAAGCCAUGGAGAAGUGUGUUGAAGGAUAUAAAAGAAGGAAACAAGAAGGCAAAAUGGGAGGACAGAGAGCCGUAUGCGUAUUGGAAGGGAAACCCCGAUGUGUGCCCAUGGAGGGCUGACCUUAUGAAGUGCAAUGCCACCCCUCAAACUGACUGGAACGCUCGUCUUUAUGUUCAGGACUGGAUUGCAGAGUCCCAACAAGGAUACAAGCAAUCUAAUCUUGGAAACCAAUGCACUCACAGGUACAAAAUCUACAUAGAAGGGUGGGCCUGGUCGGUGAGCGAGAAGUACAUCUUCGCCUGCGACUCCCCCGUCUUGCUCAAUACGCUGCGUUGGCAUGAUUUCUUCAUAAGAGGCAUGGUUCCUCAGCACCACUACUGGCCCGUGAGGGAUGAUGACAAAUGCAGGUCUCUCAAAUUCGCAGUCGAAUGGGGAAACAACCAUACGAAAAUUGCCAAGUCCAUUGGUGAAGCCGGGAGCCGCUUCAUCCACGAGGAUCUAAAGAUGGAGUACGUCUACGACUAUAUGUUCCAUCUUCUCAACGAGUACGGGAAGCUGAUGAAGUACAACCCCUCUGUUCCUGCUGGUGCAGUUGAGCUGUGCCCGGAGUCAGUGGCCUGCGCUGCUCGAGGGAUCUGGCGGAAGUUCAUGGAGGAAUCCUUGGAGAAGGGGCCUAGUGAGUCCGAUCCGUGCACGAUGCAACCGCCUUACAAUCCUCAAGAAAUCCUAGCCUUCAAUGAAGGGAAGAUCAAGAGGACUAAACAAGUGGAGGCGUGGGAGAAUGAGUAUUGGGGCAGACAGAAGAGGAAGAAGCAGCGAUUAUAAGCAAACUGUUUUCAGUGACUUUUAUAACUUUGUCACAUACUGUUUUAAGGUAGAAGUUGCAGUCUUUUUUUUAUUGUCUUAUUCUCUUUUAAAGUUAUGUUGAAUAAGAGCAUAAUUUUUAGGAUUUUGUAAAUGAGGGUGCCAUGAUUCAGACAUUGAUGUUGAUGAAAAUGAUUCAACAGAGGUGAAGAAGACA
This is a messenger RNA of Salvia hispanica, 3059 nucleotides long. The record is from RefSeq and is a predicted model, not a curated record. Lineage: Eukaryota; Viridiplantae; Streptophyta; Magnoliopsida; Lamiales; Lamiaceae.